This is a messenger RNA of Pseudovirgaria hyperparasitica, 338 nucleotides long. RefSeq lists its product as uncharacterized. Lineage: Eukaryota; Fungi; Ascomycota; Dothideomycetes; Acrospermales; Acrospermaceae. The record is from RefSeq and is a predicted model, not a curated record. The transcript has a single exon. The coding region runs from base 57 to 278 and encodes 73 amino acids.
UCCUUUUGCAAGCACUAGUCCGUACAUCUCAACCUGUUCGUUUCCGGUCGUAGACAAUGCACACAGGAGCACGAGCCCUAUAUCAACAACCAACCAUGACAAGAGCCAAACCCCAAACAUCAAAGCCUCCAAAACUCAUAACUAUAUCAGACUCUCACACCCAUCUAUCUCCCCUCCACGCCCCCAACCCAUCCAAGACUCACUCUCCAAUUCCUCAAAUCAUCAAGCCCUUAACCUUCAACCCCGAAACCAUCAGCCCCGUAACCUCCAACCCCUAAACACAAUGCCCUCCCAACCACAACAACCACCCUCACAACAACCACCCUCACAACAACCAC